UUUUGUCUUCCCGGAAUGAGCGGUGCAGCGAACUCGGCGACAGUGGCCGAAGCUCGAAGAGGAAUCAAAAGCUCAGCGAGUGAUUCCCGAUUCGCUGCUUCGCUUCGGGACCCUGAAGAGGACGUCCAGGACUCGUGGGAUCUUCGGAGCGGCGACAUUUUCAUCGUUUCCUCGGGCAUUUUAAUAACCCGAAUUGCGGCGAAGACGCCACGCCACGCAUACGCAAGGGAGGAAAGCCGGAGGACUCGGGCCAGUGCGUUCCCAGAUUUCGCGGCGAGAGGAGCGCGCGACACACCAUUCGGCGUCCCCAUCUUCCAAGACACCGCUCGACCAACACCAGAUAAACGAAAUCGCCCAACAAUCCGAAAACCGUAUCGCUUCCACUGCAUUCUGAACACAUCAGCUUUCGCCAUGGCUUUGCUAAUCAAGGUUCUUCUUUGUUGUGCGGUCGUCUACUCGGCUCUGGCGCAGGACGCUGGCGACCAAUCACCGAAAUCCCGCAUCUCCGACCAACAGUUGAACAUGGCUUUGAGCGACGAGCGCUACUUGAGGAGGCAGCUUAAGUGCGCCCUGGGCGAAGCUCCCUGCGAUCCCGUGGGACGCCGUUUAAAGAGUCUGGCACCUCUGGUCCUGAGAGGCACUUGCCCCCAAUGCACGGCCGAGGAAACACGACAGAUCAAAAAAGUUCUAUCCCACGUCCAGAGAGCCUUCCCGAAGGAGUGGUCCAAAAUCGUCCAGCAAUACGCAGGAUUUUAGACGGGAACGGCCAGCCCGAAAGGACGCCGAUCACUUGGAUAUCGUCUCUUUUAAGUGAAUACAAAUGCAAAAAGGAAACGUCCGAAAUUGGCGCACAAUCGCGUCGUGAUAAGGGGAUGUGGAAGUGACAUCCGAAGGGUCAAUCGUUCAUAAAACAUUUCUCCAAACUGAGUGUACCGAAACGUUUCAAACAUCACAACGUGAAU
Messenger RNA from Orussus abietinus, 962 nucleotides. RefSeq lists its product as uncharacterized. The record is from RefSeq and is a predicted model, not a curated record. Bases 16 to 756 code for a protein of 246 amino acids. NCBI's taxonomy places the organism in Eukaryota, Metazoa, Arthropoda, Insecta, Hymenoptera, Orussidae. The transcript is spliced from 5 exons.